AUGGCGAAUAGUCCCUACUUCAACUCUGUCACUUCAAAAUCAUCCUUCAGGGCUCGCUUUGAUGCCGAAGACAGGACAACCUUCUCCCAACUUCAUGAUGCUGGGGCCAGUGACUGGGGACGUGAUCACUUGUUUGCUUGUCGUGUUAUCCGGCGGGAUACCCAGCACAGUAUUCUCCCAAUUCUAGUACCCUAUCAAUAUCCCUCGGACCUUCAAUCAUCCCCCGAGAUCGUGAAAUUCCUGAAUGGCCCAGACCGUGGUCAGAUGAGCCUGAGUGAACACCGCCUUGUGCGGGAUCCUACUUGCGGCAUCUCUCUCGGCCAAGUGUGGGGGGCAUUGGCAAUGUUCAAAGGCAGCGAGGAGCGCCGUGGAAAGAAUCACCUCGAAGAUUCUCCUGGAGAUUCCCCACAGGAAAGUGACAAUGAAGCCGAACCAUCCCCCAAGCGUCCCCGAAUACGCACCGAACGCAUCGCGCAAAGAGGUUAUGUCGACUCAAGGGAAAUACAGAUUGGAUCUAGUAGCCCAGCUGCUGAUGGCUCCCAGGGGACAUCUUCGGUGGAAUUUAUUGAUGCCGAAUCGCAUAGAAUUCUAGCGUCCCAGGAGGAUGAGACCUUACGACUUCUAUCUUGUGUUAUUCGGCAUGUUUUAUAUUUUGCAUCCCCUCAAGAUUCUGCAAAUAUGAACGCCGUCGUCGAAUUCCGAGAUGCAAAAAUAAGACUUUCUGCUCGUACUCCUAAGCUGAAACGGAAGGUUAUAGCUAUCGACGAUGGGGGCUUAUAUCUACGCCAAGAGUCGAGAGGUAUAUUUAAAGCCCUAAAAAGCCGGUGCCUAGAAAAUGGCCAGCCGAUCAUUUCGGACAGCUGCUUCGCGCAAAUGACAUGCGAGGCUCUGGUGGCGAGAUUAGCUGAUCCGUUUAAAGAGCUGCAAUUCGAAAGAGUACUGCUUAUAAAUGCUACACAGCACUAUAUAUGCUUCCUUGAUUUUGAGAUUAGCGCGGAAUAUCUGCAUGAUUUUGAGUCAGAUUCCCCAACUUGCCUUCUGCAUGUUAACUCAACACCAUGGUUUGACCUCAGCUCUAAAAGCGGCAGAGAGCAGGUUGUUAUGAACUUGUGUGGUAUCAUGCGCUGGUCCCAGAGCUAAUUUGGCAAGUACAGAAUUUUGAUUGAAACUAUUAAUUUACACACCCGUGUUCUGCCAGAAUUGACGAUCUCGUUUACUCUUGGGAUUGAUAACCUUUGGAGCUAUUUGAAGACGAGUGCUGUGUCUUAGAGCAAGUGUAGCUGCUGCUAUAGGGACAUACUGAAUAGGUGUAAAAUGAAAGUAGGAGUAUCGAGAAACCAC
Messenger RNA from Aspergillus steynii IBT 23096, 1341 nucleotides. RefSeq lists its product as uncharacterized. The record is from RefSeq and is a predicted model, not a curated record. The transcript is spliced from 3 exons. Lineage: Eukaryota; Fungi; Ascomycota; Eurotiomycetes; Eurotiales; Aspergillaceae. The coding region runs from base 1 to 1140 and encodes 379 amino acids.